Rattus norvegicus (Norway rat) is the source of this 5894-nucleotide messenger RNA. Lineage: Eukaryota; Metazoa; Chordata; Mammalia; Rodentia; Muridae. The record is from RefSeq and is a predicted model, not a curated record.
UUUGCCCGGAAACCGGGAAAGGGAAUAACACUCGAAAUGUAUAUAAGAAAUACUCAAGUUAAUAAAAAAAAAAGUCUGAGCUCCAUGUAAUUGGAAAAUCCAAAUAAAAUGCAUAGUAUUCUAUACCAUUACCACUGACCAAAGUAAAAUCAAGAUCAGGUAAACAAUCUAACAACCAUCUACAACCCCUAAGGAAAUAGAAGCAGUCAUUAAAAGUCUCCCAAAGAAACAAACAGAAAUUCUCAGGAACAGAUACUUUUAGCACAGAACUCUACCAGACUUCUAAAGAAGAGCUAAUAUCAAUAUUCCUCAAAUUAUUCCACAAAAUCACCAAGACAGAUAAAACAACCCUGGACAAUAAAAUAACUUUUUGAGGUAUGAUUAUUUCUGACUUGAGACUAUACUACAGAACAAUAGUAAUAAAAGCUACAUGGUUUUAGCAUAAAAACAUACAGAUUGAUCAAUGGAAAGAAUUGAAGACCCAGAAAUGAACCAACACACUUAUAGACACUUGACAUUUGACAAUACAAUGAAAAAAUGAAAAUAUCACAAACAAAUGGUCCUGGUCUAAUUAGGUAACUGCAUUUAGAAGAAUGUAAGUAAACCAUAGCUAUUACUCUGCACAAAACUUACACCCAAAUGGACCAAAUAUGUCAACAGCACACACAAAAUUUCCUAGAAGUGAAAUUGUGGUAAAUUCCUAGAACUCAUUGCCAGAGGAGACAAAUUUCUGAACUUAAUACCAAGACCUUGGGCAUUAAGAUUAAUAAUUAAUGAAUGUGACCUCAUGAAACUGAAAUGUCAUGAGCCAACAAAUAGAACCUAAAAACCAGCGGAUGAUCUGCGUCAGAUGAGUUCACCUCAGAUUAAAAAAAAAAUCUACAACAGAUUUGGUCUUUACGGCAGGUCCAAUGAGAAAUCCAUUUUAGGAAAGAUUCCUACUAUUAACAUGCUUUUUCUAUUAUUAUUAAAUAUACAUAUUUCUAUCUCUUUAUCUAUCUAUCUAUCUAUCUAUUUAUCUAUCUAUCUAUCUAUCUAUCUAUCUAUCUAUCUAUCUAUCUAUCUACCAUCUAUCUAAAACAACCAGUAGGUACUAUCUCACUUUUUAGUGCAGAUCUCUGUAUGUAUAUAUCAAAAAAUAUGACUUAUAAUGAUGCGACAUACACAACUAGAUAAUUAUUUUGUAGUAUUACUAAUUUAAUUCAAAUAAUUUUGGGCUGAAAAUUUUAAGAGAUAGUCUUAGUUGCUAGAAAGUUGUAAUAAAUUUAGUACCAAUAAUAGAAUGUUCUCACUCAUCAGAAUAGUAUGUAAAGGCUGCAUCAUAAGAAAGACAAUGAGCUUUGAUAAUCACACCAGAAAGAGAAGACGACCUAGGAAAAUUUUGUGUUCACAGGAAAGUAUUUAGGUCCAAGGAUAAAGUCACAGAUGUGUACUAUGAUAAGGCAAGGCCAUGUAAAAGUUUACUUUGCACGUUUAAAGGGUAUAUUAUAAUGAAACACUGCUUUGAAUUUAAUAUCAACAUCUUUCUGUAACUCCUAGUUUAUGUAACAAUUAAACUCUGGGGUAAUUUCCAAAGCACUUUCUGGGUGAGAAGGUAUAAAAAGAACUCAAACAAGAAAUAAAGUUAUUAGUUUAAUGGUUUUGUGUGGGGAACUUUGAGCCAUCCAUCAAUCCAUUCUAUUUAGUAUAGAGGUAGUUAUAACAUCAAUCCAUUUAGUAGAUUUACACAAUAGAUUCAGCCAUUAAAAACAAGGAUAUCAUGAAAUUUUCAGGCAAGUGGAUGUAUCUGGAAAAUAUAAUCAUGAGUAAGGUAACAUAGACCCAGAAAAAACUAUAGAGUAUGGACUCACCUAUGUUAUAGACAUUGGUCAUAAAGUACAGGACAAUCAUGCUGCAAUCAAUAGACCCCCAAGAACCUGAGGAAUAAGAAGUGCCCAAGGGAGAAUGUAUGAAUCUUACUCAGAUGUGGAUAUAAAAUAGUCAGUAGAGGUGCAUGAGAGAGGGAAGUGGGUGGGAGAAGGUAUAAGAAGCAGAAUGAGUAUGGGAUUCAGGUAUGAGGAAACGGGAUAUGGGAGAGGGCAGGGAGAGAGAAUGGAAAUCAGUGGGGAGCAUCUCUAAGACUAGCUAGAGUCCUGGGAAUGAGGAGGGUAUGGAUAGUCUACAGUGUUGACCCUAUCAGAGAUUUCUCCAAGCUGGAAAUAUAGAGACUUAAGGGGAAUUUUUCUUUUAUGCUCCAACAACUUUAUAUUCUGCUGACUUAAAGUUUUGGUUCCAGAGCAGGUAGUGUCCAUGCCUGGAGCCAAUGUGAACACUGAAGGGGCAGGUCAAAGUACCAAUGACCACUUUGGACUUCUGAGAUCCUCAAGUCAAUAGGCAGAGAAAAACUGUUAAAGCUGGGUAAUUGAUCCAGAUUAUGGGCAAAUUGAAUUGUAUCUCCACAAUAGAGGCAAUAACAUUUAUGUUUCAAAUGAAGAAAAUCCUUUAUGAUGGCCUUUGGUGUUAUCAACUCCCAUGGUUAUCAUCAAUUGUAAACUAUACAUCAUAAUAUAUACAGGAAGUCAAAGGGCACAGACAAGAAAGGAAUGAAAGUAUAGGUCAUUUCUCUAGGAAAAAAAGCCAGCAUUACCUGAGGAGCUUACAUGGAGUAGAAGAAAUAUUAGAGGAUAUUAGAGGAUGGUAGGUAUAAAUACCAGCUGUAGACUUCAUGACAUCAAGUUGUAUAAUGUCAGUUAAGAUAAUAUCUAUGGUUAUCACGUUUCAAUUUGAGAUAGUCCAAAAAUGUCACUUGAGGAUAUUGACACUUUUUCUAAAUUUAUAAUGCAUUUGUAGUUUUACAUGAGGUAGUUAUAACAUGUCAGGCAUAAUUAUAAUAUUGUUAAAUAUAUAGUACAUUUAUAAUACCUCUGGGUUUAUGGAACAUCACUAGCCAUACCAUCCAAUAGAAGGAUCCUAUACCUGGCACCAAGAUAUUACUUUGUAGCCUAUCAUGUCUAAUAGGGUCAGUGUUACCAUUUUUAUUGGAUAUUUUUUAUUAUUUACAUUUUGAACUGUUAUCCCCUUUCCCAAUUUCCCAUCUAUAACCACCCUAUCCGAUUUCUCCUCACCCUUCCUCUAUGAGGGUGUUCCCCUACCCAUCCACCCACUAUAUUCUCCUCCCCACUCUGAUAUUCACUUACUCGGGGAAGGGGGUCAAGCCCUGGCAGGACCACGGGCUUCUCCACCCAUUGGUGCCCAACAAGGUCAUCUUCUUCUACAUAUACAGCUGGAGCCAUGGGUCUGUCCAUGUGUACUUUUUGGAUGGUAAUUUAGUCCCUGGGAGCUCUGCUUGGUUGGUAUUGUUGUUCUUAUGGGGUUUCAAACCCCUUCAGUUCCUUCAAUCCUUUCUCUAACUCCUUCAAUGGGGACCUCAUUCUCGGGUCAAUGAUUGGCUAUGAACAUUCACCUUUAGAAGAUAAAAUUUCUCAAGAGUUUUCAGUUAUUGUCUUUUGUUCAGUUAUGCUGAGGUAGCCUCAUUUCUGAAAUGAUGGUAAGUGGAUAAUCCUAAUAACUGUAAAGCCAGAGGGGUAUCUGCAACUACAAUGUAAUCACAUUGAAUUAUAAGUUCUUCCAGCUAUGAGUUGUGGAACACUUGUAGUCCUUCUAUUGUAGUGCUGAUAAUAAAAUGUAAGAAAGAGGGGCUGGGGAUUUAGCUCAGUGGUAGAGCGCUUACCUAGGAAGCGCAAGGCCCUGGGUUCGGUCCCCAGCUCCAAAAAAAAAUGUAAGAAAGAAAGGAAGAGAGAGGAGGAGGAGAGAGAGAGAAAGAGACAGAGAGGAAGAGAGAGAAAGAGAACAGCCUAUGUCAUCCAUUGAAUUUCACUGUAGUAAAAACCACACAGAGCUCCUUAAGUAUCAACUUAAUACAUUUUCUUUUUAAAAUGUAUGGUAUUAAUAUAAGAUAUUUUUAUCUUUUGUCUUAGCUGUGUUUCUCAAUCAUAUAUUAGAGCCCUACUACAUUUAUAAUUAAUGUCUAUAUGUUUAAAUUAGCAAGAAACUAUUUAAAUACACAGAUAAACAUGUAUAUGAUAUUAUGUCCAUAUAUUUCUAACUUUUUUAGGAAGCACUAGAAGAGGCAUAAGUUUGAGCCAGCCUGAGGUCCAAAGUGAGAUUUUAUUAUAUAAGCAUAUAUCAUGGCAAACACAAAAAUAUCCAUAAAAUCCAAACUCCCAUAUGGACUAUGCCUUACAAGUUAAGACGUUUGAGGUAUUUUUAUUUAUAUAAAAGUCAAGUGAUUGUAUCUCCUAGCAAUGUAAGCAAGUCUACCUAUAAAAUGUUUACUAAAAACACCCUAGAGGGAAAACAUUUACAGAAAGGCCUGCAUGCAUAGGAAAAACUCCAUAGACUUCGAUUCUACAAAAGAAAUUCAUACUCAUAAUCCAUAUUACACAGGCUUAGCUGAUAGCAUUUAUAUCUUUACAAAUAUAUCUGUGUACUAUAGGUACACGUAUGUUAUGUAUGCACAUACAUGUAUGUAUAUCUGAAUUAAAACUUAAAGAAAAGAAAAUAAGGAAAUGCAAAUAUUAGAUGUUUGGAUAAAAAGGAAGAAGAAAUUGAUAAAAUUUUAGCACAACAUCAUAAAUAAAUAAUUUAAAAUUAACUCAAAUAUGUUUAAAGAUUUGAAUGAGUGUAUUUAUCAAUGUUACAUGAAAUAACUCAAUAAAAUUAAGCCAAAAUCUCUUACAGACUUCCAACAAAAAUGACAAAGUUAAAGGAGCUAUUUUUGUCUUAUCAUUGAGACAAAGUUCAUUUGAAAGAGAGAUAAACAGUGGCCAGAUGGCUGUGCAAAGUUUGCCAAAAGCAAAAUAUUGAUUUUUAUGGUGUUAUAUAAAAUCUCUGGAGUGCCUGAUAACACCUGUGUCAGUAAGAAGGGUCUUCAUGGAUCCAUUUGUGGUCUUGGUGCUCAGUCUGUCCUUUCUGCUUCUCCUGUAUCUAUGGAGACCAAGCCCUGGGAGAGGGAAGCUUCCUCCUGGCCCUACUCCUCUCCCAAUUUUUGGAAAUUUUCUUCAGAUAGAUAUGAAGGACAUCCGUCAAUCAAUAUCCAAUUUUUCUAAAACCUAUGGCCCUGUGUUCACUUUGUAUUUCGGCUCACAGCCUACUGUGGUAUUGCAUGGCUAUGAGGCAGUGAAAGAAGCCCUCAUUGAUUAUGGGGAAGAGUUCUCUGGAAGGGGAAGAAUGCCAGUUUUUGAAAAGGCUACUAAAGGACUGGGCAUUAGUUUUAGCCGUGGAAAUGUAUGGAGAGCCACAAGACAUUUCACAGUCAAUACCCUGAGGAGUUUGGGCAUGGGGAAACGGACCAUUGAGAUCAAAGUGCAAGAGGAAGCAGAGUGGCUAGUGAUGGAACUGAAGAAAACCAAAGGCUCACCCUGUGAUCCCAAAUUCAUCAUAGGAUGUGCUCCCUGCAAUGUCAUCUGCUCCAUUAUCUUCCAGAAUCGUUUCGAUUAUAAAGAUAAGGAUUUUCUUAGCUUGAUAGAAAACGUGAAUGAGUACAUUAAAAUUGUGAGCACUCCUGCAUUUCAGGUUUUCAACGCAUUCCCUAUUCUUCUGGAUUAUUGUCCAGGAAAUCAUAAGACACAUUCAAAACAUUUUGCUGCUAUUAAGAGUUACCUUUUGAAGAAAAUAAAAGAACAUGAAGAAUCGUUGGAUGUUUCAAAUCCUCGGGACUUCAUUGAUUACUUCCUAAUUCAAAGAUGUCAGAUAAAGUCCAGGAAGAGAUUGGCCAAGUGAUUGGGAGACACCGCAGCCCCUGUAUGUUGGACAGGAUCCACAUGCCCUACACAAAUGCCAUGAUUCAUGAGGUUCAGAGAUAUAUUGACCUUGCCCCAAAUGGUUUGUUGCAUGAAGUGACCUGUGACACUAAA